Messenger RNA from Mixia osmundae IAM 14324, 1920 nucleotides. RefSeq lists its product as uncharacterized. The coding region runs from base 61 to 1761 and encodes 566 amino acids. Gene Ontology annotation, biological process: L-leucine catabolic process. The transcript is spliced from 3 exons. Gene Ontology annotation, molecular function: methylcrotonoyl-CoA carboxylase activity. Lineage: Eukaryota; Fungi; Basidiomycota; Mixiomycetes; Mixiales; Mixiaceae. The record is from RefSeq and is a predicted model, not a curated record. Gene Ontology annotation, cellular component: mitochondrion; methylcrotonoyl-CoA carboxylase complex.
CGCGUGCUUCUCGCUUCUCCUCCACGUCGCGACUUCAUCAACCCCCUGCUGCCGGGCGUCAUGCCGCUGCAAUGGCUGCCGCGCCGGUUGUCCAAGCCGAGGCUGGCAUGGUCGGCUCGACUGAUCAGCUCGACGGCUCAACGCAGUGUCAGCCACGAGCAUCACGCCGCAGCGCUCGUUUCCAAGCUUGAUACCUCGUCUGCUGCGUUCAAGAGCAAUAAACUCUCCAUGGACGGCCUGCAAAAUCAUUUAGAUGACCUCUACACCAACAAGAUCAGGCUCGGCGGCUCGCAGAAAGCCCGUGAGAAGCAUACGAGUAAAGGCAAAUUGUUACCACGCGACCGGAUCAAUCGCUUGCUCGACCCCUUUUCGCCUUUCCUCGAGCUGUCGCCCUUUGCCGGUCAUGAGCUCUACAAAGACCCGCUACCUGCAGGGGGGAUGAUCAGUGGGAUUGGUACAGUGAGCGGCACGCGUUGUAUGAUAUUGGCGAACGAUCCCACGUCCAAAGGGGGAUCAUACCAUCCCAUCAGCGUCAAGAAGCAUCUUCGCGCACAAGCCAUUGCGGCAGAGAACAGGCUACCAUGUAUCUACCUCGUCGAAUCAGGCGGGGCCGCUCUGCCUUUCCAAUCUCAAGUGUUUCCAGAUCGAGAGCAUUUUGGCCGGAUCUUCUACAAUCAAGCUCAGAUGAGCAAAGCUGGCAUACCUCAGCUAUCGGUCGUGCACGGUCUCAGUAUCGCAGGUGGUGCAUACAUGCCCGCCAUGUCGGACGAGAACAUCAUCGUGCGUGAUCAAGGCGCGAUCUUCUUGGCCGGUCCUGCCCUCGUCAAGGCGGCCACAGGCGAAGUCGUAUCUUCAGAGGAGUUGGGAGGAGGCUUGAUGCAUUCCACUGUCUCGGGCGUGACAGAUCACCUGGCAGAAUCCGAUGAGCAUGCACUCGUUCUCGCCCGACAGGCAGUCGCUAGCUUCUCCUACAAACCUCUCCCUUAUGAAUCGUCUCGCAAGCCACGGCCCGUUGAAGAACCGCUGUACGAUAUCACAGACUGUAAUGGUAUUGUCAGUGCGGACAUUCGCAAGCCUUUCGAUAUGCUCGAGAUCAUUGCGAGACUAGUCGACGGUAGCAAGUUCCACUUCUUCAAAAAGCUGUACGGCGAGACCAUCAUCACUGGCUUUGCGCAUCUACACGGCUAUCCCGUCGGUAUCAUCGCAAACAAUGGCGUCCUCUUCUCGUCUGCAGCACUAAAAGCGACGCAAUUCAUCCAGCUAUGCGAGCAACGCGGUAUCCCGCUGCUGUUCCUCGUCAACGUCUCCGGAUACAUGGUAGGCAGGGAUGCCGAACAGGGCGGCAUCGCUCGUGAUGGCGCCAAGAUGGUCAAAGCAGUCGCAACGACGACUGUGCCCAAAUUUACUGUCAUCGUUGGCGGUAGUUUCGGUGCUGGCAAUUAUGGCUGCGCUGGGCGAGCUUACGAUCCUCGCUUCCUGUUCAUGUGGCCGAACGCAAAGAUCUCUGUCAUGAGUGGCGAGGCACUCAGCGAGGUGAUGGCGUCCGUGUCUAGCGAUCCCAGCCAGAGAGAAAAGCUAAAAGCCCAGAUCGAGCACGAAGCAACCGCGCUUUACAGCAGUGCGCGUCUUUGGGACGAUGGCAUCAUCCGGCCAGAUCAGACUCGAUCGAUCCUCGGCUUAGCGCUUGCCACAGCGCACGAGAGCUUCGACAUCAAGCGAGAGCAUCAGUCGCCAGGCAAUUUCGGCGUCUUCCGUAUGUAAGCAAGGCAAGCAAACUGUGUGUGUUGUCUCUAUGCAUCCUGUUGUUGCAGUCUACGUGCUCUUUUGCGCUCAUAAAGACCCUUGAGAAUGAUUUUGAGCUUCUUAUCGCCAGUCUCGAAAUUGCUUUGCGCGAGAUCAAGAAGCUGAUCCGUUUGUUCA